Anopheles marshallii is the source of this 1536-nucleotide messenger RNA. Its product is annotated as potassium voltage-gated channel protein Shaw-like. NCBI's taxonomy places the organism in Eukaryota, Metazoa, Arthropoda, Insecta, Diptera, Culicidae. Gene Ontology annotation, biological process: protein homooligomerization; potassium ion transmembrane transport. Gene Ontology annotation, molecular function: delayed rectifier potassium channel activity; protein binding. The coding region runs from base 1 to 1536 and encodes 511 amino acids. Gene Ontology annotation, cellular component: dendrite membrane; voltage-gated potassium channel complex; axon. The transcript has 7 exons. The record is from RefSeq and is a predicted model, not a curated record.
AUGAAUCUUAUGAAUAACAUGGACUCAGAGAACCGGGUGGUUCUGAACGUUGGCGGUAUACGGCACGAGACGUACAAGGCGACGCUCAAGAAGAUCCCGGCCACAAGGCUCUCGAGGCUGACGGAGGCACUGGGCAACUAUGAUCCCGUCCUGAACGAGUACUUCUUCGAUCGGCACCCGGGGGUGUUUGCGCAAGUACUCAACUACUAUCGCACGGGAAAGCUGCACUAUCCGACGGAUGUCUGCGGGCCGCUGUUCGAGGAAGAACUUUCCUUCUGGGGACUUGACUCCAAUCAGGUAGAGCCAUGCUGUUGGAUGACGUACACACAGCAUCGGAACACACAAGAAACGUUGGCUGUUUUAGAUAGAUUAGAUUUAGAUACGGAAAAACCGACCGACGAGGAGGUCGCGAAAAAGUUCGGUUUCGAAGACGCUUACAAUAAGGGCAAGGUGAGCUGGUGGCAGCACCUGAAGCCACAGAUCUGGUCACUGUUCGACGAGCCGUACAGUUCCAACGCUGCCAAGAUAAUCGGUAUCAUAUCAGUGUUUUUCAUCUGCGUGUCGAUCAUAUCAUUCUGCCUGAAAACCCACCCGGACAUGCGCGUCCCCUACAUACGCAACAUCACGGUCAAGACGGCGAACCAGAACACGUCCUGGGUGCUGGACAAAACGCAAACGAACGCGCACAUUGCGUUCUUCUACAUCGAAUGUGUGUGUAACGCAUGGUUUACGUUCGAAAUAAUGGUACGCUUUAUAUCGUCGCCAAGUAAGCUAAGGUUCAUUACGUCAUCUGUAAAUAUCAUCGACUACAUCGCGACACUCAGUUUCUUCAUUGAUCUGAUACUGCAGCGGUUCGCAUCACACCUCGAGAACGCGGACAUCCUCGAGUUCUUCUCCAUCAUCCGUAUCAUGCGGUUGUUCAAGCUGACGCGCCACUCGUCCGGACUGAAGAUUCUGAUCCAAACCUUCCGGGCGUCGGCGAAGGAGCUCACGCUGCUGGUGUUUUUCCUCGUGCUUGGCAUCGUGAUAUUCGCCAGCCUCGUGUACUACGCCGAACGGAUCCAGAUCAAUCCGCACAACGACUUCAACAGCAUCCCGCUCGGGCUGUGGUGGGCCCUGGUCACGAUGACCACCGUCGGGUACGGCGAUAUGACGCCCAAGACGUACAUCGGUAUGUUCGUCGGUGCGCUGUGUGCGCUGGCCGGUGUGCUGACGAUCGCCCUGCCCGUGCCCGUCAUCGUUAGCAACUUCACGAUGUACUACUCGCACACGCAGGCUCGAGCGAAGUUGCCGAAGCGAAGGCGGCGCGUCUGUCCGGUGGAGCUGUCGAGGCCACCCCGGCUGCCAGGUAAUUGCAACACAAGUCAAGCGGGCCCAGGUGUCUGUAACACCGGUUCCGGUAAGCUUCCUUCCUCCAACGCACCAAGCACGGGCAGCAUGGACCAAGCGAUCCGGCGGAUGAACGCCAAUCGAACCAUAACGAAGGACGUUAUACUGCCCAAGAUGGAAACAAAAGAACCGGUGGGUAACGUUUAA